AUGUCGAAAAGUGAUUUCGAACAUCUUCUGGAAAUGAUUGGUCCAUCAAUAGCCAAAAGGGAAACAAACAUCCGUCAGCCAGUUUCACCUCAAACGAGGCUGGCUAUUACAUUACGGUAUCUGGCAACUGGAGAUUCAUACAGUUCUCUUUCAUACACAUUCAAAGUAUCAAAACAAUUGAUUAGCAAAAUCAUACCAGAUGUAUGUCAAGAACUAAUUAACUCACUAUCAGGAUAUGUCAAGCGACAGGUGUGA
Molecule: messenger RNA, 255 nt
Organism: Arctia plantaginis
Lineage: Eukaryota; Metazoa; Arthropoda; Insecta; Lepidoptera; Erebidae
Source: the annotation of a GenBank genome assembly